This is a messenger RNA of Salpingoeca rosetta, 3399 nucleotides long. RefSeq lists its product as uncharacterized. Bases 29 to 3322 code for a protein of 1097 amino acids. The transcript is spliced from 9 exons. The record is from RefSeq and is a predicted model, not a curated record. Lineage: Eukaryota; Choanoflagellata; Craspedida; Salpingoecidae.
UCCCUGCCAACUUCCCCCCCCCCCCAGGAUGGAGGAGGACAGGCAUGGACGCCUUGUGGCACGGUUGAAGCGGGUGUGGAGGAAGCUGGCACAGGGCAGCCGCAGUGGCAGUGUGAACUACGACAACGCAGUCAUGGCCGACGUGCAAACGUUGCAGGAUUGCACCUGCACCGUGUUUGUGCGCCUCAUCAGUCGCUUGUUCAAGAUCUCCUUGUCUGGGGACACCCCCAGCGCCCAGCUCCAACACGCCAUCGACUACCUUGCCUCCAGCGUCAUCGGCAUGCCACUCGACCACAUUCGAGUGGAUGCCGUUGGGGCUGGCGACGUGCAGACCAUCGAGCACCUCUUGGCCGUUGUCCUGGACCUGAGCGACAUUGUCCUGUACGGCACCGCCCCAGACGAUCAACAACAACAGCAGCAAGAACAAAGCAGACCGCAACGACAGCAGCAACGACAGCAGCAACAUCAGCAAGAUGAAGAGCAUAGCAGCGGCUCAAAGCGACGUGUCAAGGGCAGUUCUGCUGUGCAAGCGCACAAGAACCAAAGCAGUCUGCGACAAAGCGGCCGUGCCCAAAGCCACUCCAAUGACAAGCAAGGCAGCAGCGACAACAGCAACAAUGGCCGUGACGACAGACAACAAGAGUCUAAACCCAGCAAUUCAACGAGGCGUAACCACAAGAAGCACGAUGAGAGCGACAACAGGAAGAGGGAGAGCGAGCUACCAAGAUUCAUGCGCAGCACAGCCAGCUCACAAGCGCGCGAAGCAAGCAUUCGCGCCGAGCAUAAGGGAUUGCGAGCAAGCAACGGUAGUCGUGGUGCUGGUGAUGGUGGGAGGCGUGAUGACAGCGGCCAAGGGAGCAGCAGGCGAACCGUUCACGCAGGCAGCCGACGUGCCGACGGCGCUGCAGUGAAUGGGAGGAGACGGCGACGUGUUGAUAGUGGCGGUAGUGGCGGUGGUGGUGGUGGUGAUGGUGGAGGUGACGGUGGAGUGAACAAGGCACUGAGGAAUGUUCACGUACACACGGGACUGGAGCAACAACAACAGCAGCAGUCGCCAGAUGCAGUGUUGCCGUGGUCCAGUGAAAGGUCAUUCCACGCGUCAACCGCGCAACCACAGCCCGAAUUUACAACAGAGGCAGCGCAUGCAACUGACCCAGUGGUACCCCCACCACCAGUGCAGCAACAACAACAACAACAACAACAACAACAACAACAACAACAACAACAACAACAACAACAACAACACAAUGCGGCAAGAGGAGCUGCAACGGGGCCGGCGGUGUGGGAUGAGGAGAGGGCGGAACGUGCAGCGCGUGCUAAACGCGAUUUGACGCUGUUGCAGCGACUGCUGGAACAGGACACCACGUCCCCCCAUGAACCAUCGGAUACAUCAACAGCACCAAACACUUCAACAGAACCAACACCGGCAGCAGCACCAAUGACAGCAACAGCAGCCACAGCAGCAACAGGCGCUGCGCACCAGGACGAUUCCGUCGUGUCGACGCGAGACCUCCGCGACCUAGAGACGGGGAGAUAUGGCGUUUGGGUUGGUGGUCAUGAUGCCGGUGAUGGUGAUGGUGGUGUGUCACCCGAUGUGGGAGCACCGUCCCAUAGAACAGCAGACCAAAGUGGUGCGGAUGAGUGGGAGAUGAGCAGUAGUGCACAGCACCCGCACCGCCGCCGCCAUCGAGAUGAAGGAACGGCCAUACAUGUUCACGUCGAUGAUGAUGAUGAUGAAGAUGAUGACGAUGAUCUCGACGUGGAACAGGGUUACAACAGUAAUCACGUGGACACACGCGUGCCACGACCGCAGCAACAACAGCAGCCGUCGCAGCAGCAACAACAACAUGAUGCAAGAGGCGUUGCUCCAACAGCACACGAGCGAACACAUGGGCAGGAGCACGUGCUGAGCCGUGAGCGCGGCGACACGAAGCGGGAACGCGACGCCGCUCUGAAACGCGUGUUGCGCAUGUGUUCACGGGAGGACCGCCCUGUUCCCCAGGCCGUGAGCACAACGCACCCAGGCGCCAUCUUCGACCCCGCAACCGACAGCACGUUUCUCGACUCGCUCGCUCAACCCAUGCGCUUUGAUGGCAGUGGUGGCGGCGGUGAUGGUGGUGGUGGUAGGAGGAUGAAGAGCGGGCGUAGGGGGAAGAGGAGAGGAAGAAGAAAGGCGGCCAGCAGGCACGAGUGGGGUGGUGGUGAUGAUGAUGAUGAUGAUGAUGAUGAUGAUGAUGAUGAUGAUGGCGGUGGUGACACAGAUGAGGAUGCAGAGCUGAUGUUGGGUGAUCUUGAUCAUUCCCGUGAGAACGAACACCGCCAGCAUCGCGCUGUUCCGCGUCGUCAUCGUGACGGCAGCGGGAUGCGCAGUGAGCCAAGGGCGGGAGCGAAUGCGACGUCCGCCCACAGUGACAUGAAAAAGGCGCACACAAAGAGGCGCGGCAGGACCAAGGCGACGGCGAAGCCGAAAUACACGCACACCCCAAAUGGCCGCGGCGAAGAAGUUAAUGGACACACCAACGCCAGCAGAAGAAGAAGAAGAAAAGGCACAAGGCAGCAUGAUACGUUGCAUGCAAGUGUGCGCGCGUCGUUCCCGGUUGCCGCCCUCGAUUCAGCAGCAAAGCAACGGCUGUGGAACAACGAAAUGAAGGCGCUGCGUGCGCGGUCGUCGCGUGUCCGCCGCAGCCGCUCGUCGCCGGUUCAUGACAUCAAGCACAAACACGCCGCACACAUGGACAUUGUGCAGAGUGACAUUGCGUCGAGGAAACGGCUGGAGCAGCUGCGCUUUGAGCGCGAUUUGAAGCUGCAGACGCAACGCAGGCUGCGUGAGAUGCGGCAGGACCGGGCGUCGCAGCGCCAGGCGCUGUCGCAUCUGCACGAACGGCGGCGGCAGUUGGGCGCACGCGAAAACGCCAAGCAAGAGAAGGAAAUCAGGCGCCUCUUUGACCGCAGCAUUGCGCAAUUUAAGGACCACAUCAGGGAUCUGGAGGCGUACCGGCGUGAUUUACGGGCAGAGCAACAACGGCAGGAGAGGCUGGACCUCGAUGCACUCACAGCAACGUACCAGGAGCAAGUGCGGCUGCUUGACGAAGCGCUGCGGACAAAGGAGGAGUUUGCGGCGAAGAGCGCACACGAGCGGGCGAUUGCACGCGACCGCGCACGCAGCAAACUGCGCAGCAGAAUGAAGAAGGACGUGGAGAGGAUGCUGGAUAACAUUUUCCGCGAGGAGGAUGUUGCGUUUUUCCGCGGCGAAGAUGUGGACGCGUUCGUAUCUGACUUGCACAUUACCAGCAGCGAUGUUCACCUGCGCAACAGCCACUGAUGGCUGGCCAUCUUCUGUACAUGACUUAAUGUCGCUGUGCUGGUUUUUGUUUAUCACGGAAUACAAAGCUGACAUGA